This is a messenger RNA of Pseudozyma hubeiensis SY62, 291 nucleotides long. RefSeq lists its product as hypothetical. The transcript is spliced from 2 exons. Lineage: Eukaryota; Fungi; Basidiomycota; Ustilaginomycetes; Ustilaginales; Ustilaginaceae. The coding region runs from base 1 to 291 and encodes 96 amino acids. The record is from RefSeq and is a predicted model, not a curated record.
AUGGCGGCGUUCCGCUACAAGUCGUGGCCGUCGAAUCGGAACGCGCCAAUUGAGCACGCUUGUACCAUUCCAGCCAAGUUCCCUGCCGAGGUGAACCUUAGAAUUGGAGUCAACGUGGCCACAUCAGGUCGGCAACGAAUGAACCCGAGCGGCAAAGCGUCUAUGUCUGAUGCUUCUCGCCGGCGGAACCUCCGACGAGCGUGGAACUCACAGAAGCGGGAUUUUAGUUGCCAGAAUCCAGCAGCCAGCAAGAUCAAAGUUGGCGCCCUCCGUCCAGCUUUCGCCGUAUGA